Messenger RNA from Lecanosticta acicola, 462 nucleotides. The record is from the annotation of a GenBank genome assembly. Lineage: Eukaryota; Fungi; Ascomycota; Dothideomycetes; Mycosphaerellales; Mycosphaerellaceae.
AUGUCAGAUACCGCUGAGACUACCACGAUACCGGCAGAGAUCAGUGCGAACACGGACAAGGCCAACGAGGAUCGCGAGGAGCCUUCCGAGCACAAGCCGCCUGCGCCUGCAGGAGGCAAGCCAGGGACGAUGGAGAACCGUGAUGCCAUCCCAACUGCUGGCGGCGAGAAGCUAGGCGAUAAGCACUGGGGGGAGAGCCAAAUCGUCCCAGACAACCCCAAGCCGGCUGCGGAAGAAGCCGGCGUCUCCAGCAAAGAAGGACAGCCCACUGGUAAGUAAAACUCGCGCUCCUUCCUCAUUCGGAAGGCAGUCUCGGUUGACGUCAUGUCAGGUGAAGUGGCCAAUAACACUGCCAAGAACACUGGAGGUGCAUCAAGCGGUCCACAGAAUUCGGGCGAGAAACAGAAGUUCACGGAUAAGGUCAAGGACAAGCUGCCAUUUGGCAAGAAGGACACGAAUUAG